Molecule: messenger RNA, 628 nt
Organism: Drosophila obscura
Lineage: Eukaryota; Metazoa; Arthropoda; Insecta; Diptera; Drosophilidae
Gene: Nplp3
Product: neuropeptide-like 3
Exons: 2
Coding region: 97-378 (93 amino acids)
Source: RefSeq, a predicted model, not a curated record
GAGCUCGGACUGCAGCGGUUCUGAUUGUUUCGUAUAAAUAGGCCAGUCGACAGUGCAGUUCUAUGUCAAAUCGUUGCAAACCAUCGACACAACAAAAUGUUCAAGCUGUGUGUUUUCGUCGCUCUCCUUAGCCUGGCUGCUGCCGCCCCAGCUCCUGCUCCUGUCCCAGCACCAGCACCAUCUGGUCUGUUGGCUCCUGGUCUGAUUGGUCCUGGCCUGGUGGCACCCGGUAUCUGGGGACCUACCAUCAUCGGCGGACCGCAUGUGGUGAGCGUUGUGCCCCAAGCCAUCUCCCAUGCGGCCAUCACUCAGGUGCAUCCUUCGCCGCUGCUCCUCAAGAGCGUCCAUGGCAUCCAUGGCCCCGUUUUGAUUGGUUAAACGGAAACAGGUCGCCCACAAAUCACCCCCAUACUCCACCAUAGGCUCCUUCCACUCCCCAAACUCAAACUCAAGCAUUUUCCUGCGGAUUAUUUCACCAAUUUACGAGUAUCCUGUGCCCUGUUUAUAAAGAAAGCAAAAACCAGCAAAGUUGAGAAGAAAAAAUACACACAAAAAAAUGUCUAGAAACUAAAAUACAUUUCAAGCAAUAAAAUACCUACCUACAUACUUGUUAUAUAGCGAGCGAAAA